AUGCGGGAGGACCCACCCUGUAGCACGGACCGCACGGCGCCUGUCCGGGUAGGCGACGCUGUCUUCUUGGAGGGCACAGGGCGCUGGUGGGCCGGCUUCACCUUCCGGGCAGUUGUGGCGGACGUCCGAACAUCGGACGGCACGAUCAAGGUGCGCUAUGCGGACGGCGGCUACAAGCGCCUCUCCCGCGCCGAGUUUGCCGCCCUCGUGAAGCGGUUCGACGACCUGCCGGGCGCGCGCGACGUCGAUGUCGCCCCGCUGCCGCUGGACAUGUUCGACGACGCCGACUUUUCCCACAGGGGUCCCAGGAGCAGCGGGCGCGGGACCUGGAAGAGGCCCGGCUGCGGCAUGCGAUCGGCAGGGCGGACGAGGGCUCCGAAGCCGCCCGUCGCGAGCUGCAGGCGCUGA
Molecule: messenger RNA, 408 nt
Organism: Prorocentrum cordatum
Lineage: Eukaryota; Dinophyceae; Prorocentrales; Prorocentraceae
Source: the annotation of a GenBank genome assembly